CCAACCAAGUUUCAAUUGAAUCAAAAACUCUAUUGCUUUCAAUACCAUUGUGUAUUCUCUCAUACUCUCUCAUACUGGCGUACUACCCAUUCAUAGUUUGGUCCUGAUCAGUAAUAAAAAACAACCAAACCAAAAAUGAUCUUCAACAAGUCUAUCAUCGUCUCCACUGCUAUCGCUGCUCUCCUCUCUGUUGCCUCUGCUGGCAAGGCCUCAGGCAAGGUCAAGGGCCAGAUCGGUGCCCUGGUCGACAAGGACAACUUCUGCAUGUUCCUCCCUCCUAUUUAUGGCGGUGAGAUCGCUGUUCACGAGGAUGAUGCCGUUGCUUUCUGCACAAAGCCCAUUGCCGCAGCCAAGGGCGCUGGUCUCCUCCCUCCUGGCUUCAUCAAGUCUGCCCACUUCGUCCGCAAUACCCAGAGCCAGUGGGUCCAGGUCACAGGAAGGAUGGACGGCUCAAAGUACGGCCUCAAGAAGAACGACGGUGGUGGACAGUACGAUAUCAAGGCCCCCGUUGGCUCCAAAUGCGCUGGUUACAAGUACUAUGUCGAGUUGGUUGAGCCCGAUAUUAACACCUACUGCUUCCGCUGCUGCCAAAACAAGGCUGACUGCCCUGUGAACAAGUCCACCUAUGGAUGCAAGAAGGUCCUCGGUGGCAACUAUGAGUAAAAAGAACGAGGAAAAUCCAUUUUUUUGUUUAGAUCCACAAUAUACUAUAUAUACCAGUUAUCUUAAUAGAGUAAAAUAAAUAUUAAUUACAAAAAAUUAAAAAAAAAUGCUUUAAGUAUUUGGUGGCGCUGUGAACUUGUAUAUACAAAUGUGAAUAUGA
Molecule: messenger RNA, 823 nt
Organism: Lobosporangium transversale
Lineage: Eukaryota; Fungi; Mortierellomycota; Mortierellomycetes; Mortierellales; Mortierellaceae
Exons: 2
Coding region: 136-663 (175 amino acids)
Source: RefSeq, a predicted model, not a curated record